Aaosphaeria arxii CBS 175.79 is the source of this 1075-nucleotide messenger RNA. RefSeq lists its product as uncharacterized. The coding region runs from base 96 to 683 and encodes 195 amino acids. The transcript has a single exon. The record is from RefSeq and is a predicted model, not a curated record. NCBI's taxonomy places the organism in Eukaryota, Fungi, Ascomycota, Dothideomycetes, Pleosporales.
CUUAGUGUUCAUUUAAGCUCACCCUCAAAGUAUUCACACACUUCCUCGUGAGGGCAACAAGGCUACUACCUUCAUUUACCGCCGCAAAAGUAUUCAUGGAUGAACACAGCAUACCCGGAUGGAAAAGUCCCCUCAUAACAUCAGAUCAUGUGGAAAACAUCCAAGAAAGCCAGUUAGACGGUGAGACCAUAGAUGGCCAGACUCCCUCAAGGCAGCACGACAACGGAUGCAACCGAACACCAUUCCAGUUUCUUCGCAAGUUCGGAAUCUUGCAUCUCUCUUUUCUCCUGGUGGCACUCGGGGCAGGAAUCGCAAUAGGAUCUACGAUCGGUCGACGGCGCGUUCCUUUAGGACUGUACCUACUCUUCGCUGCAACAGCUACCCUUUGGGUCGUUCUCUCUAGUUACGCAACCUUCGCUGAUGCGCGUCGCACAUCAAGCCUUCCGCCCGAACGAACGGCUCUCUUGGGGCGCUUCAGAGGUCGCACAUUUUUUGGACGGUUCAACACAUUGUUCUGUCACUUGUUGAUCAUCGCGACUUUGAUUGGAGCAGGUAUCCCUCUGUGCAUAUCUGUACAGCACAACAAGUUGCCACUUGGGCUGCUGGUCGUUGAAACGUUCGGGAUGAUCGUCUGGGCGAUAUUCUCACGGCUGAAUCAGGACCGCGAGGCUUCACAGGUGUAGCAAUGCCUAGGCUGCCUCGAAUCAUAGAAGACGCAAAAUCGAUAGUUUGUCCAACAGUGAGCGCGACUUGUUUCGUCCCAACCAACCAGUCUGAUAGAACUCAUGAUGAAGAUUCAACGGGAAAAGGGUUCUAAUUGUCCCAGUAACGAGACCGAACCAGCAAGGCACCGCUCAAGGCCAAGACACAAAGAAAACCGCAUGACGCUUAUCAUCCGCGACAUCGUUACUCCCGCUCUCUUAUUCGCGAAUUAAAUCUCCCGAUCGUUGGUACUUGGAGCACAUCCUAUGCUCUACAACGAUGCUUGUCUUUUGGCCGGCCGGCCGCUGGGGAACGAUUUGACGGAAGAAUAACGGUGAAGAGGAUUGUGGACACAGAAGUUGAUAGGUGUGCC